AUGCUACCCGAAAACAAUCCAAAUUUUGGAAUAGCAUAUAGUAAUAUUGAUGAUAUUCAUAGAUUAAUGGGUCAUUAUGAUAGGGCACUUUCAUUUCAUCAGAAAGCAUUAAAUAUUCAAGAAAAUGUACAAUAUAAUCCUAUGGACUGUGCAACGACAUAUACAAAUUUAGGUGAAAAAUAUCGAGAAAUGAAAGAUCAUACAAUGACAUUGACAUAUUUUCAAAAAGGACUAGAAAUACGUGAAAGGAAACUACCUAAAAAUCAUCCAGAUUUAGCCGUAAUUUAUCACAAUUUUGCUAAAUUAUAUUUGUCUACUCGACAAUACAAUAUCGCAAUGAAAAAUGUUCAACAAGCAGUAGAAAUUGCUCAAGUGAAAUUGCCUUCAAAUCAUCCUCACCUUUUGGAUUAUAAAGAAACAUUUGAAAAAAUUCGAAAGAAACUGUAA
Molecule: messenger RNA, 447 nt
Organism: Rotaria sordida
Lineage: Eukaryota; Metazoa; Rotifera; Eurotatoria; Philodinida; Philodinidae
Source: the annotation of a GenBank genome assembly